UUUCUUCAGAAAGCAUGCUUAUGCUUAACAUUGCCCCCAUGUGAUGUGGUCAAAGAGAUCAAGAAAUUAAAAAUUAACUGUUACAAUAGUGUUAUUUUACGAGUGGGUUGACAGGACGAGGCAAAAUGCAUUCCGUGUGCAUGAGGCUCAUGAUCAAGCAAAGCAGCGCUUUGCGAGCUGCUGCAAAACUUAGUUCUUCUGUUUUAAUGGGCGCCCAACCAAAGUCCUGGCAGCUUUGCCACAAGAGCAAAUCUAAUGUCUUCAGUUUCACCCAGAGAAUGUGCAGCUCUUCUUCAGCCACACAGCCACAAAUUGAAGAGAGUGAGGAUGAAGAUCCAGCGGCGGCGGCAGCAGAAAAUGAAAAUGUUGGCACCAGUAAAGUGAUUUACUAUACUCCUGCAGAAAUAUACGAAAACCCGUCCUUGCUGACACUUAUCACAAAUGGGGAUCCAGAAGCUGAGAAGACCUUGCGAAUUUUGUGCCUGGAGCUCGACGUUUUUAGACAAUCCGGCAGAGAUGUGCCAGACAGCUUAAGCGUGGAGAGUUGGAAGGACCUGCUGCAAAUGUCGUCUGUGCACAAGAGAACCAAAUUUUACAGGUUCCUCUUCAUCAAAUCGUGCAUCAAAGCCAAAGAAAAGGAAAAGCGAAAGAGGAAAUCCGAGGAAUAUCUAGCUUAUUUGGAGCAGAAGAAGGAAAAUGCCGACGCCGACAGCGGUCACCUGAAGUAUGGUCUUAUGAACAAUGGAAUUUUACUGAGGAUAUACGAAAGCACCAUAACGGAAUACAACAACUACCGUCUAAUCAGGUGCAUGGAGAUGCAGGAGCAGAAGUUAUUCAUCGAUUGCGGCUUUGAACAAAACAUGUCGCAGCUUGAGAUCAGCAGCUUCUCCAAACAGCUGAUGAUCGCGUUUCGGGACAACAGGGCGCACGACCAGCCGUUCGACUUGCAUUUGUGUAACGCACGCCCAGAAGAUAGAACCUUGCAGGACAUGCAGAAAAGCAUGCCGACUCUAUUCAACAAGACUUUCCCGCUGAACAUAACAGAGAAAAAUUACACAGACGUGGUGCCAAAGAAGAACAUUGUGUACUUGACGCCGCACUGCCGAGAAGUGAUGGACGAGUUUGAUCACGAUGCUAACUACAUUAUCGGUGGAAUCGUGGACAGGUCGAAUCAAGAGCCUCUUUCUCUGGCCAAGGCGAAGAAAGAGGGACUGCGCAUGGCCAAGCUUCCUUUAGACCAAUACUUGAAUUGGGGACAAAGUGGUUCGAAAAGCUUGACAAUCAACCAGGUGGUAUGCAUAUUGCUGGAUUUGAGGAUGACAGGUGACUGGGAAUACGCGCUCAGGCAUGUGCCGAGAAGGAAGUUGAGGACUGAUGAAGAGUUUUUGAGGUCUACUUCGAAAUUCUCCAAACAUCGUAAUCCAUUUGCCAGUUGGGAUGAACGAGGGGGCAACCGGUUUAAACGGUAGAGGAGUAGCAAGCUUGUAUCUUCUUUAGUUAAGAAAAAAUAAACUUAUCUUGAUAAUACAAAUUUCUGC
Cloeon dipterum is the source of this 1538-nucleotide messenger RNA. RefSeq names its product roswell (gene rswl). NCBI's taxonomy places the organism in Eukaryota, Metazoa, Arthropoda, Insecta, Ephemeroptera, Baetidae. The transcript has 2 exons. Gene Ontology annotation, molecular function: tRNA binding. Gene Ontology annotation, cellular component: nucleus; mitochondrion; nucleoplasm. The record is from RefSeq and is a predicted model, not a curated record. Gene Ontology annotation, biological process: positive regulation of mitochondrial translation; mitochondrial tRNA 5'-end processing. Bases 126 to 1469 code for a protein of 447 amino acids.